GAACAAAGAAACAGGAACAGGAAUUAUCUAAGUUUUGGUACCAGUCGCCGGACAAUUGAGUACAGUAAUUUUGGGAGCAAGCGAGAGAAUUCUAUUAAUAAAAGUACGGAGCCGCCAUCUUGCUUCGGAUUUAAGAACUGCCAUUUUGUAGAGAAAGUAAAGAGUGAAGUUACCAGCGGCUGUAACUUAGAAGAUAAUUUUAUUUAAAAGGUUAUAAUUGGAUCGAUACUAACCAAACAUGGCAGCGCUAGUGAGCUGUAGUAUUAACCCCGAGUAAAAAUAAACAAAAAUAAUUGUAAUUAUUCAAAAGUGAGCAGAAAAUUUUCAAAAAAAUGGCCGACGACCGGGAAGUGCUAAAAGAAAUUUGGAAGGGAAAAAUUCCAGUGUGUUUCCAGUUGGACCGUGAAGAAGUUUGUGAGCUUCAAGCUCCUGACCCAUUUUACCUCAUGGUGCCUAGAUUGAGUUAUUUUCCACUUUGUACUGACAAGGUUAGGAAGCACUUUAUAAAACACAUCCAAGAGGACCACCAAGAAAAUGAAAUGUGGCUGGAGUUUAAUGGCACUCCGCUUAAAUGGCACUUUCCAAUUGGCGUGUUAUUGGAUAUUUAUUCUAACGAUGUAGAGCUGCCUUGGAAUAUUGUCGUGCAUUUUGAUAAGUUUCCUGAAAAUGAUAUUAUGCAUUGUCCUAAUAAAGAAGUAGUAGAGGCAUACUUUCUAUCUUGCAUAAAAGAAGCGGACGUUUUGAAGCACCGAGGAACAGUAGUGUCGUCAAUGCAAAAGAAAGACCACAACCAAUUGUGGCUGGGGCUGCUCAACGACAAGUUCGACCAAUUCUGGGCAGUGAACCGUCGGCUGAUGGAGACCUCUAGCGAGGAAGGCUUCAAAUUCAUCCCGUUCCGCUGCUACAUCUCCGAAGAAAAGUACGUCCAGAAGCUUGUCAAGCCAGUGACUGAAGAUGGCGCUCGAAAGACUCUCCGCCAUCUUCUCGAGGAGCUGUUCUCGGAAGACGCCAAAGAAGAGAGGGCAGUUCGCACUCACGGGAUAUCCCCACCCUUGGACACUCCCCUCCAGUGGCUCUCCGAGCACAUGAGCUACCCCGACAACUUCCUCCACCUCUCUCUUACCUAAUUAAUUUUUUAUUUAAAAAAAAAUCAAAAUAGAAAUACACUCGGAUUAAUAAUUGUGAUUUUACUUUAAUGUUUUUAUUUUUAUACGCUUUUCCGUUCCGUCUAUUUAUUUAAGGUUAUUAUUUUUAAGAGACAUAUUGUUAUUUUUUUUUCUUUUUAAGAGUCCUUUUAAGUCACACUGAUUAUGUAUUUAAUGUGUAAAUAUUAAUAAUAAAUUAUCACUUUAAUUAAUUACAAGUUU
Messenger RNA from Cotesia glomerata, 1367 nucleotides. RefSeq names its product autophagy protein 5 (gene Atg5). NCBI's taxonomy places the organism in Eukaryota, Metazoa, Arthropoda, Insecta, Hymenoptera, Braconidae. Gene Ontology annotation, cellular component: cytoplasm; Atg12-Atg5-Atg16 complex; phagophore assembly site membrane. The transcript is spliced from 4 exons. The coding region runs from base 333 to 1127 and encodes 264 amino acids. The record is from RefSeq and is a predicted model, not a curated record. Gene Ontology annotation, biological process: cellular response to nitrogen starvation; autophagy of mitochondrion; autophagosome assembly.